Messenger RNA from Symbiodinium sp. CCMP2456, 1323 nucleotides. The record is from the annotation of a GenBank genome assembly. Lineage: Eukaryota; Dinophyceae; Suessiales; Symbiodiniaceae.
AUGCUUGCGAACGAAGAGCCAGCAGCCGCCAUCGUUCCAGAGCCAGCAGAACCAGCAGUCGUCGCGGGGAAGUUUCCUGUGGUCACGAAGCGCGAUCAGAUCGGUGUGAAGACAGAGAAUAAGACUGGUACGGGCGACAAGAAGCGCACCAGGAAAAAAUCCGUUGGCACGGGCAAGAAGAAGCCCACCGUCAGUAAAUCCAAGACGGCGCCGACGAAGGCCCCCGAGAUCCCCGAUGACGAGGCCCCCGAGAUCCCCGAUGACGAGGCCCCCGAGAUCCGCGAUGACGAGGCCCCCGAGAUCCCGGACGACGAGGCCCCCGAGAUCCCCGAUGACGAGGCGCCGGAGGUUGAGGGGGGCACCACAGCGACCAAGGGGAAGAAGAAGGGUAAGAAGAUGUUGAAAAGGCGUGGGAAAAAGGGCUUGAAGCGCAAGGGGAGCAUCAUGGUGUCGCCUACGAAGCGCAGGCGGCAGAUGAUGAAGGCGUGGCCGGUGCCAGAAGAGGGCACAGGUGACUUCGAGUAUGAUGUGGCAAAGUUUCCGGAAGACGCCCCGGAGGAGGUUUGGGAUGAAGCCGAGGCCGAGCCGGAGCCAGAGCGCAAAGCUGCGCCGAAGGCCAAGGCGAAGGCCAAAGGAAAAGCAAAGGCUACGCCUAAAGCGAAGGCCGCAGGAAAGGCAAAGGCUACGCCGAAAGCAAAGGCUUUGGCUACGGCCAAAGCAAAGGCCAAGGCAAAGGCAAAGGCUACGCCCAAAGCAAAGGCCAAGGCAAAGGCAAAGGCUACGCCCAAGGCGAAGUGCAAAGCUGCUGCAAAAGGCAAAUCGAUGCCUCGCUCAAGGCGUGGUGUGACGAUUGACAACGACGAAGAGAGCCAGAUCUCCGUUGAUGAUGCCCUCGUGAGCUACCUCUCGAUGAACUCAGUGGAGCUGCUCAAGGCAGCCAUGAUCGAGUUUGCUUACAAGUUCGAUGGCGAGGAAGAGUCCCGUUCGCUGAAGCUGCGCAUGAAAGCUGAGCUUGUGUCGUCCACGGCCUGCAGCUUGACGCACUACUGGACCAGGUGUUCUACUGGCGUCCUUCUCAAGGAGAGCAAGAAGGAGCUUGUGAACCUCAGUGUUGCCGGUGCGCCGAAGGAUGCUGCAUGGACAGCCAAGAUGGCUAUGACAAUGAAAGCCGGUGAGCUUGUGGGCAUGGUUGUGGAUGGCUUGAUCGCCGAUUCCAUCGUCAAUCCUUGGACUGCGACAAAGUCGGUUGAGGCCGAUGGAGUCAUCGCGGUGGUCAAGGAGCAGCUGCUCGACGCGCUGAGGACGCUUUCCCCGGAUGACUGA